Messenger RNA from Zalophus californianus (California sea lion), 8658 nucleotides. It is a transcript of the gene SIPA1L1, whose product is annotated as signal induced proliferation associated 1 like 1. Lineage: Eukaryota; Metazoa; Chordata; Mammalia; Carnivora; Otariidae. The transcript has 32 exons. Gene Ontology annotation, cellular component: cytoplasm. Gene Ontology annotation, biological process: activation of GTPase activity; regulation of small GTPase mediated signal transduction. Gene Ontology annotation, molecular function: protein binding; GTPase activator activity. The coding region runs from base 1312 to 6846 and encodes 1844 amino acids. The record is from RefSeq and is a predicted model, not a curated record.
ACCGAGAGACCGGUCAAAGUUUUAUUUCCGAUUCGGUGGCGUGCUGAUAGCGCAGCCCGGCGGGGGCGAGUCCGGGCUGCACCGCGCACGGCGCGCGCGCACGCACCUCGGAAUCCGAAUCUGCAUAACUACCGGCGGAGCGCCUCCGCGAGAGGCCGGGAGAUCCGCGCCCCCGUCGGGGUGGCUGCGCCCACCCGGUUGUUCUCGUCGUCACCCGGCACCCUUCACCUUCAGUCACCUGGAGGUAGCAUUCCCUGAAAUUCUUACUACCGGCUGGACGAUUAUAUUUCUAAACUGGGAGCCAGUGAUGCGAUGCAAAUUUCAGAGUAAAGGUGUCGACUUUCAUCAGGUUCCAGGUCUAUCUGGAUGAACUGGGGUUGGCGUUUCCUCUAUAAAAAAAAUGAGGUGGUAGGCGAGUGAACUUGUAGGAGAUGCACAAGAGCAAGUAUCUCGGACUCCUAGAGAAAAUUCAUGGGUCAAGAAAGAGAAAAUGACCAGCCCCAGAAGCCUUCUCAUCAUGCACCUUUGCCAUCACUAGCCUCCUUCUUCCCCAAAGGUUCAGUUUUGAAUGUGAAUGGCAGUAAACUAAUAUCCAAGAUUUCUGUAUAAGAAGUAGAUCAAAAGGACUGUACUUUCAGUUCUGGAGGCUGGGAAGUCCCAAGAUCAAGGUGCCCACAGAUUCGUUCCUAAGGUGCUGUUUGAGAACCUGCAGAUAUGCUGGUUACCAAGCCCUCUCUGCCUUCAUGAAGCUUAUACCCGAUUAUCCAAAGACUCAUUAUACAGUUGCAGCCCUGUGCCUGUACCUCAGUGUGAUCACUCUGUUUCCUCCUGUUGGCAGCCCUGUGCAUUGACUCGGAAGCUGCUCUACUUACAAAAAAUGUUUUGAGAGAAUACCUCAAGUUGGACUCAAAAGCAAGAUUUGCUGCUAACUUUGAAGUAGAAGAAGGUUAUUCACUAUGAAUAUGGCUGCUAUUAUCUAAAUUUCUGCAGCCAUGGCACAAGAAUAUAAGAAAGCAUGGGAUUGUGGCAGUCACAGAGUCCCAGUAAUACAAGUUCCAUUCAGUUUUUUCUGAAAGAAAGCUGUCUGUGAAAGCCAAGCAAAGGGAACCAUUGUGGAUUAUAAUGUUUUGAAGAUCUGGAUUUUCAGAGGUUUGGAAAUAAGGCGUCAUUUCACCUUUUAAAUGAAAAAGAUUAAGAUCUCAUGCAACUGCUGUAUAUUCUGGAAGCCGUUCUCCAAAAGGGAAGUGCACAUUUAAAACUUAGCUAUGAUGGUCCUUUGUGCAGGGAUUUGAGUCUGAUUGCUUCUCCAUCAUGACCAGCCUGAAACGGUCACAGACAGAGCGGCCCGCUGUCCCCGAAAGGGCCUCGGUUGUCGCCACGGAUGGCGCCCCCAAAGUCCACACCGACGACUUCUACAUGCGGCGCUUCAGGUCCCAGAAUGGCAGCUUAGGGUCCUCAGUCAUGGCUCCGGUAGGGCCCCCCCGAAGUGAAGGUUCUCACCAUAUAACCUCCACCCCCGGAGUCCCCAAGAUGGGGGUUAGGGCUAGGAUUGCAGAUUGGCCCCCACGAAAGGAAAACGUCAAAGAAUCUAGCCGUUCAAGCCAGGAAGUAGAAACCUCAAGUUGCCUUGAGAGCCUGUCCUCCAAAAGCAGUCCUGUGAGUCAGGGAAGUUCUGUGAGCCUCAAUUCCAGUGACUCAGCCAUGCUGAAGAGCAUACAGAACACGCUGAGAAACAAGACGAGGCCGGCGGAGGGCAUGGACUGCAGGUUUCUGCUGCCCGAAGCCUACCCCAGCUCCCCCAGGAAGGCUCUCCGCCGGGUCCGGCAACGGAGCAAUAGUGACAUCACCAUAAGCGAGCUCGACGUGGAUAGCUUCGAUGAAUGUGCCUCGCCCACCUACAAGACUGGGCCGUCUCUGCACAGGGAAUACGGUAGCACCUCCUCAAUUGACAAGCAGGGAACGUCUGGGGAAAGCUUCUUCGAUCUGCUGAAGGGCUACAAAGACGACAAGUCUGAUCGAGGUCCAACUCCGACCAAGCUCAGCGACUUCCUCAUCACUGGUGGGGGCAAGGGCUCCGGUUUCUCUCUGGAUGUUAUCGACGGGCCCAUCUCCCAGAGAGACAACCUCAGGCUCUUUAAGGAAAGGGAAAAACCACUCAAGCGCCGCUCCAAGUCCGAAACCGGAGACUCGUCCAUUUUUCGGAAAUUACGCAAUGCCAAAGGUGAGGAACUUGGGAAGUCAUCGGAUCUGGAAGAUAACCGGUCGGAAGACUCUGUCAGGCCCUGGACGUGCCCAAAGUGCUUUGCUCACUACGAUGUCCAGAGUAUAUUAUUUGACUUGAAUGAGGCGAUUAUGAACAGGCACAAUGUUAUCAAGAGGAGAAACACCACCACGGGGGCAUCGGCCGCUGCCGUGGCCUCCCUGGUCUCGGGGCCUUUGUCCCACUCGGCCAGUUUUAGCUCCCCGAUGGGCAGCACGGAGGACCUGAAUUCCAAGGGGAGCCUCGGCAUGGACCAGGGAGACGAUAAGAGCAAUGAGCUGGUACUGAGCUGUCCGUAUUUUCGGAACGAGAUCGGUGGAGAAGGUGAAAGGAAGAUCAGCCUGUCAAAAUCAAAUUCUGGUUCCUUUAGUGGGUGUGAAAGUGCCUCCUUUGAGUCCACGCUGAGUUCCCAUUGCACAAACGCAGGAGUGGCCGUACUUGAGGUGCCCAAGGACAGCCUCGUGCUGCACCUGGACAGGGUGAAGAGGUACAUCGUGGAGCACGUGGAUCUGGGCGCGUACUAUUACAGGAAAUUCUUCUAUCAGAAGGAACACUGGAACUAUUUUGGGGCUGAUGAGAAUCUUGGUCCUGUGGCUGUGAGCAUUCGAAGGGAAAAACCAGAAGAAACGAAGGAAAAUGGAUCUCCAUACAACUACCGAAUAAUUUUUAGAACCAGUGAGCUCAUGACACUGAGAGGCUCAGUCCUGGAGGAUGCCAUUCCCUCAACGGCAAAGCACUCGACAGCCAGAGGACUGCCCCUGAAGGAAGUGCUGGAGCACGUGAUUCCUGAGCUCAAUGUCCAGUGCCUGAGGUUGGCCUUCAACACUCCCAAGGUCACAGAGCAGCUCAUGAAACUGGAUGAACAAGGGCUGAACUAUCAGCAGAAGGUGGGCAUCAUGUACUGCAGAACUGGACAAAGCACUGAAGAAGAGAUGUACAACAAUGAGUCAGCUGGCCCGGCAUUUGAGGAAUUCCUUCAGCUGUUGGGAGAACGUGUUCGGCUCAAAGGAUUUGAGAAGUAUCGUGCACAGCUUGACACCAAAACUGACUCCACUGGAACCCAUUCUCUGUACACAACAUACAAAGACUAUGAAAUUAUGUUCCAUGUUUCCACCAUGCUGCCAUACACGCCUAACAACAAGCAACAGCUCCUACGGAAGCGGCAUAUUGGAAAUGAUAUCGUAACAAUUGUUUUCCAAGAGCCGGGAGCACAGCCGUUCAGCCCAAAAAACAUCCGAUCCCACUUCCAGCACGUUUUUGUCAUCGUGAGGGUCCACAACCCCUGCACUGACGGGGUCUGUUACAGUGUGGCUGUCACCAGGUCCAGAGAUGUGCCUUCCUUUGGACCUCCCAUCCCCAAAGGGAUCACUUUCCCUAAGUCAAAUGUGUUCAGGGACUUCCUUUUGGCCAAAGUGAUUAACGCAGAAAAUGCUGCUCAUAAAUCAGAAAAGUUUCGGGCCAUGGCAACUCGGACCCGCCAGGAAUACCUGAAAGAUCUGGCAGAAAAGAAUGUCACCAACACCCCUAUUGACCCGUCUGGCAAGUUCCCAUUCAUCUCUCUGGCCUCCAAAAAGAAGGAGAAGUCUAAGCCAUAUCCAGGAGCUGAGCUCAGUAGCAUGGGGGCCAUUGUGUGGGCCGUCCGGGCCAAAGACUACAACAAGGCCAUGGAAAUCGACUGCCUCUUAGGGGUUUCCAACGAGUUCAUCGUUCUCAUUGAGCAGGAAACCAAGAGUGUGGUUUUCAACUGCUCCUGCAGAGAUGUGAUAGGGUGGACCUCAACUGACACCAGCCUCAAAAUCUUCUACGAGCGAGGAGAAUGUGUUUCAGUGGAGAGUUUAAUUAAUAAUGAGGACAUCAAAGAGAUUGUCAAAAGGUUGCAGUUUGUGUCAAAAGGUUGUGAAUCGGUGGAGAUGACCCUGCGAAGGAACGGGCUGGGACAGCUCGGCUUCCACGUCAACUACGAGGGCAUCGUGGCAGAUGUGGAGCCCUACGGCUAUGCCUGGCAGGCAGGGCUGAGGCAGGGCAGCCGGCUGGUGGAGAUCUGCAAGGUGGCGGUGGCCACCCUGAGCCAUGAGCAGAUGAUCGAUCUCCUGAGAACAUCCGUCACAGUGAAGGUCGUCAUCAUCCCCCCACACGAUGACUGCACCCCACGGAGGAGUUGCUCUGAAACCUACCGCAUGCCAGUGAUGGAAUACAAAAUGAAUGAAGGGGUUUCAUACGAAUUCAAGUUUCCCUUCCGAAAUAAUAACAAAUGGCAGAGGAAUGCCAACAAGGGGCCUCAUUCACCUCAAGUCCCCUCCCAGGUGCAGAGUCCCAUGACCUCGAGGCUGAAUGCUGGGAAAGGAGAUGGGAAGAUGCCUCCUCCAGAAAGAGCCGCCAACAUCCCUCGAAGCAUCUCCAGUGAUGGACGCCCGCUGGAGAGGCGGCUGUCUCCCGGUUCAGAUAUCUACGUGACGGUCUCAUCCAUGGCUCUAGCAAGGUCCCAGCAGUGUCGUAACUCCCCUAGCAACCUGUCUUCAUCCAGCGAGACUGGCUCUGGUGGAGGCACUUACAGGCAAAAAUCCAUGCCCGAAGGGUUUGGAGUAAGCCGCAGAUCGCCAGCCUCCAUCGACAGGCAGAACACCCAGGCAGAUAUUGGUGGCAGUGGGAAGUCUACACCCAGCUGGCAAAGAAGUGAGGAUAGCGUUGCUGACCAAAUGGCUUACAGUUAUAGAGGACCUCAGGAUUUCAAUUCUUUUGUCCUCGAGCAGCAUGAAUAUACAGAGCCAACGUGCCACCUCCCAGCAGUAUCAAAGGUACUGCCUGCUUUUCGAGAGAGCCCCAGCGGGAGAUUAAUGCGGCAGGAUCCGGUGGUCCAUUUAUCUCCAAACAAACAAGGGCAUUCCGAUAGCCACUACUCGAGCCACUCCAGCAGCAAUACCCUCUCCAGCAAUGCGUCGAGCGCCCACAGUGACGAGAAGUGGUAUGACGGGGACCGCACCGAAUCCGAACUCAACAGCUACAACUAUCUGCAAGGCACCUCUGCCGACAGUGGCAUCGACACCACCUCCUACGGCCCCAGCCACGGCAGCACGGCCUCCCUGGGAGCCGCCACGUCAUCACCUCGCUCAGGGCCAGGCAAGGAGAAAGUGGCACCCCUGUGGCACAGCUCCAGCGAAGUACUCUCCAUGGCAGAUAGGACUUUAGAGACCGAGAGCCUCGGCAUGGACCGGAAGGCAGAAUCCUCCCUGAGCUUGGAUAUCCACAGCAAGAGCCAGGCCGGCUCAAACCCCCUGACCAGGGAGAACAGCACUUUCAGUAUAAAUGAUGCUGCUUCCCACACAAGUACCGUGGGUUCCCGACACUCUGCCAGCCCGGUGGUCUUCACCAGUGCCAGAAGUUCCCCGAAAGAGGAGCUCCAUCCUGCCGCCUCGCAGCUCGCACCUGCCUUCCCCUCCCCCUCGUCCUCCUCAUCCUCCUCGUCUGGCCCCAGGACCUUCUACCCUCGCCAGGGCGCCACCAGCAAGUACCUGAUUGGGUGGAAGAAACCCGAAGGAACCAUAAACUCCGUGGGAUUUAUGGACACGAGAAAGCGCCAUCAGAGUGAUGGCAACGAGAUGGCCCACACCAGGCUGCGUGCCUCAACCAGGGACCUCCGGGCGUCCCCCAAGCCAGCCCCCAAGUCCACCAUCGAGGAGGACCUCAAGAAACUCAUCGACCUGGAAAGCCCAACUCCCGAAUCCCAGAAGAACUUUAAGGGCUGGCAGCACUGGGCACCACCAGCAAGCACCCUGCAAGGCAGGCCACGGCGCUCUUGGAACCAGAUCGGUGUGCACACACUUUCAAGACUGGAGGGGAAGAGGAUUGGGUUCCAGGCGCUUUCCUCUCCUCAGUCCCCGUUUCCUACCACCCCUAUGGCAAGACGGGCCCUGCACCGAACGCUGUCGGAUGAGAGCAUCUACAGCGGCCAGAGGGAGCACUUCUUCGCUUCCAGGGCUUCGCUUCUGGACCAGGCCCUGCCCAACGACGUCCUGUUCAGCAGCACGUACCCUUCCCUGCCCAAGUCUCUCCCAUUGCGGAGGCCUUCUUACACCUUGGGAAUGAAGUCGCUGCAUGGAGAGUUCUCGGCCUCAGACAGCUCCCUCACGGACGUCCAGGAGACCCGAAGGCCUCCCAUGCCUGACCCCGGCCUGAUGCCCCUGCCCGACACUGCUGCGGAUUUAGAUUGGUCCAACUUGGUGGAUGCUGCCAAGGCCUAUGAGGUCCAAAGAGCCUCCUUCUUUGCUGCUAGUGACGAAAGCCACCGGCCCUUGAGUGCUGCAUCCAACAGUGACCAGCUUGAGGAGCAGGCUCUGGCCCAGAUGAAGUCCUACAGCAGCAGUAAAGAUUCCUCCCCCACUCUGGCUUCUAAAGUGGACCAGCUGGAAGGGAUGCUGAAGAUGCUCCGGGAAGAUCUGAAGAAGGAAAAGGAAGACAAAGCCCACCUGCAGGCGGAAGUCCAGCACCUCCGGGAGGACAACCUGAGGCUGCAGGAGGAGUCCCAGAAUGCCUCGGACAAGCUGAAGAAGUUCACGGAAUGGGUCUUCAAUACCAUAGACAUGAGCUAGGGCCAGCCGGUGGGGGGGGGGAGCCCCGGGAGGGGGUGGGGAGCUCUCCGCUGCGGUUUGGCGCUCCUUCGGCCAUGACCCCGGAAAGCCUUCUCAACCGACCCGCCCUCACUUCCCACUCCAGCCCCUCUCGGGGAAUGCACAACACAAUUAUUGCAGAUCAACAAUCAUUAUCUGCCUUUUGUAGAAAAGAAAAACAAAAAAGUAAAUAAAAAUUUUAAAAAGUAAAAUAAAAGUUUAACUGCUAAAAUGUGAAUGUCUUUAUUUUUUUGCACAAUAUCUCUAUCUGUUACGUAUUUAAAAAAGAAAGUGGGCCUAGGCCGCCCUGGCCCAUAUGCCUCUAUUUCCAUGAGCUCUUAUCAAUUUCAGGUAACCCAAGCUUUCCCUCCUUAUCCUGACCCAUGUCAUUGCUCCUAGGAAAAUAAAGUUUUUGCAAAUGGUUUAUUUGGGGAGGGGGCUUUCCUUACCUUAGUUCCUAAAAUGCCUGGGGAGGGAGGCGCCUGGAGAAAAUGCCUACCUCCCUUGAAUGACAUGUGCAUGAGCUAGCAUCCCUACCUUCCCGAGGAUAGCGGGGUCGGGGUUACCCGCAAGUCAAGUGCCCCGGAGACAGAGCCAGGGCUUCGGGCGAUGCCCCUUUCCUGUCCUGCAUUGUGACGUCACUCUACCACCUGCACCCCCUGCUUCCUCUCCCCGGGAGAUGGUCCCAGGUGUGCUCCUCAGAGCUAGAACUCUUUCUGUCUGGUUUAAGAGAGUCCCACCAAAUUGGAAUCAGCCUCUCUAUGGCUUCCUGGCUCCAAACAUUAAUUGGUUUCAGAAUUCCUCCAGAGUAAAAUCUUACUUGUAUGUAUUUUGGUCGAAAGUAUAGCUUUUGUUUGAGAUGUGUGAAGAUGAAAAUGUGGCAAAAUUGUAUUUUUAGCUUACUCAAAAUGGCCAUAUUAAUUAAUCCUCUCCAAAGCAAGACUUGACCAGUAUUUAUAACUAGGGAAAGUGAAUGUUAAAUUGUUUAAUACUUGCUUGUUAGGAGCAACGACUGUGAUCAUAGAAUGGGCUUUUGAAACCUGCAUGUCCCAGUGUGCAAUUUCAGUACGGCAUUUUCUGAAUCCUUUUGUGGCCAGCCAGAGGAUCGAUGUGCUAUUUUUCCUGUCUAGUGAUGCAGCUGCUCUGGGCCUCUGGCCAUCGUCCCAAGGCCCCCAGUCCUGCAGACGGACACACUGGGCCCACCAGUGUUAAGGGACCCGGGGAGCCCCUAGUGGCCUUGUUUCUUGCCUUCAUAAAAUGUCACGAAGCUGAUGCCUGUGUCCCUUCAGUGGCAACUCUGAUGUAGGGAACGUUCUGCGAUGUCAUCUGCUCGGAAGCUCCCUGCCCCAAGUAAUCUCAACUCCUUCCUCCAUCCCUGAAAGAAACAGGAUGGAUUUUCUCUCUUCUCCCACCCCCUCCACCAGACUUUUACGGUUUCAUUCAUGAUUGUGAUUUUUCCAUGGAAUUUUUUUUUCGGGUGACAUUUCCACCAUGGAAAUAGGAAGAUUUCGGAGUGCUUUGUAAAGAUCUCAAUUGUCUGUCUCUUUCUCUCUUGGACUUGUAUGAAGGAGAUUGUUACAUUGCCUGCUAUCUCUCUUUGUAAAUGAGAAAUAUCGCUAACAUCCAAGCAUUCUGAAGUCUUGCUUAUCCUUCUGAGUUUAGUUUUUAUUUUGUCUUUCAUUUGUUUGGGGACUUGGGGCAAGCUAUUUAUUAGAGUUUUGCAACAGAAUUCUUGUUUGAAGCCUUUAAAGACUACUUGUAAAAUUCAAACAAUAAAAUUCAUUUUAAACGCUC